Molecule: messenger RNA, 2034 nt
Organism: Verticillium alfalfae VaMs.102
Lineage: Eukaryota; Fungi; Ascomycota; Sordariomycetes; Glomerellales; Plectosphaerellaceae
Product: ATP-dependent DNA helicase recQ
Exons: 7
Coding region: 1-2034 (677 amino acids)
Biological process (GO): double-strand break repair via homologous recombination
Cellular component (GO): chromosome; cytoplasm; nucleus
Molecular function (GO): nucleic acid binding; ATP binding; 3'-5' DNA helicase activity
Source: RefSeq, a predicted model, not a curated record
AUGGCGGACGACUACGACUCGGGCGACGACCUCUUUGACGGGCUGAACGAGGAUGCGCUCCUGCAGAGCUCUCAGGCCCAGACCCCCGCCAAGCGUCCCCUCAACGAAUCCGACGGAAAUGCCGUGUCAAGAGCUCAAUCGGAUGAAAACCCCUCGAAACGCCCGCGUAUUGGCAAUUCAGACACGGAUGGCGGCUCGUCCUCUUCGUCGAAGCUCGCUCUUGCGACGAGCAUCUUGAAGGAAAAUUUUGGCUACCCUGCUUUUCGACACGAGCAGGCGGCGGCCAUUGAGAGGAUCCUUCACGGGGAGAACAGCCUCGUUGUGUUCCCGACGGGAGCGGGCAAGUCGCUCUGCUACCAGAUCCCAGCCAUCGCUUUCGAGGCCAUGGACCGCGAGACCGGCGAUAGGGAGGAGGGCGACUCGGGCGUGACCAUCAUCGUGUCGCCGCUCAUCGCCCUGAUGAAGGACCAGGUCGACGCCCUGCAGCGGAGGGGGAUCGCGGCCGAGUGCAUCGACUCGACCAAGUCGUGGGAGCAGAUCCAGGACAUCAACGCCUCGCUGCGGAGCGGCAAGCUGAGAAUGAUCUACUGCGCGCCAGAGCGGCUGAACAAUGAAAUGUUUGUCGAGAACAUGAAGUAUGUGCGUGGCGGCGUCAGACUUCUUGCUGUGGAUGAGGCGCAUUCUGCUGAUGUGCUCAGUCUUCGGCUCGAAGCUGUGGCGACAAGCAAGCAGGAAGAGAAACGAGAUUUACUUCUUGCCUACCUGAAGGAGCACAGGGGCUCGACCCUUGUAUAUGUGACGCAGCAGAGGCAAGCCGAGGAUCUGGCGCUUGACCUCAAAAAGCAAGGUUUCAAAGUCCAGGCAUUCCAUGCCGGCAUGAAGACGGAGGAGAAGACCCGGAUCCAGGAUGCAUUCAUGGCAUCGAAAGUCGAUAUUGUCGUUGCUACAAUUGCGUUUGGCAUGGGCAUCGACAAAUCCGACAUCCGAAGCAUUAUCCACUGGGAUUUGUCAAAUACCGUGGAAGAGUACUGCCAGCAGGUUGGUCGUGCUGGUCGAGACGGCAAAGAGAGCCAUUGCAUGCUCUACCUGUGUCCGGAGGAUUUUUAUGUCAAAGAGGCCUUUGCCCGAGGUGACCUUCCCUCCCGUCAAUCCCUCCGAGGUCUUCUCAAAGACAUAUUCAGCCCUGAGGUUCUGAGUCUAUCAGUUGGCGACACAUUCAAGACGAGUCAUCACCCUCAGACGACGGAGUUCGACAUUCGCAUGAGCCCCUUGAGCAUCAUCUACGCGGCCCUCGAACUGCGUUUCAAGCUCAUUCGUGCCAUCACCCCCGAAUAUAGCUCUUACACCUUCGAAGCCAACAAUGUCUACUACCCUCGCCUCAAGAAUGACAAGAGCCCUGAGGCUGCCGCCAUCUUGAACAAUGCGAAGAAAGCCAAGAAAUAUCACAGCAUCGACCCCACCGCUGUCUCCAAAUCGACCGGCAUCCGUCGUAACGACCUGAUCAAAUAUCUCAACAAGCUCAAUGACACGGGCUGCAUCAAACUCAAGGUCAGCGGCGUCCAGAACAAGUACAAAAUUCUGAGCAAACUGCCCGGCACAGACAGGGAGAUUGACGAACUGGUGGAGAAAGUCUACGCGGACCUCGAGCUGCGCGAACAGCAAGCCCUAGACAGAACGCAGCAGCUCAUCAAGCUCGUGACGGCCAAGAAAUGCUUCGCACUCUCCCUCGCCCAGCAUUUUGGCAUGGAGCUCCCCGGGCAGGCGACGCAGUGUGGGCACUGCACCUUCUGUGUGACAAAGAAGGCUGUUGAGCUGCCGGCGCCGGCGCGAAAGCCGUUCGAUUUUGAGGCGGCCGAGAAGGUGCUCGAGGCUACUGAUGUGCGUGAUGAUCCGAGAUUCUUGGCGAGGGUCGCGUUUGGGAUCAAGAGCCCGCGCGUGACGAGGCUGGGGCUCGACAAGAAAAAGAUCUUUGCGUCCAUGGCGGAGAGCGAUUUCGAGGCGUUGCUGGCCGAGUUCACGAAGGUCUGCAAAUAG